AUGCUUCUUAAACUUCUUAUAACUACAAUUUCAUUAAGUUCUUCUUUCGUGUUAUUUCGUGACAACCAAAGGGAUUCUGAUCCAAAUUUGAGUGCUCUCAGACAAUGUACAGAGUGUAAACAUCGGGAACAAAAACCAUUAUUGGUAAAACCAAACUGCGUGGAAUGUUACUGUGAUUUGGACUGUAUAAAAUAUGGGGAUUGCUGUAUAGAUAUACUGAUAGACAAUAAUUUACAUACCAAACAAAUUGAUCCUGGUCUAAACUGUGUUAGCCCUGAAUCGUCUGACGAUAUUGGGCUACUACAUGUAAACACAGAUCAGAACGGAUAUUAUAUGAGAAAUUAUUACUUCAAGUCUGAGGCUGUCAAGGCGUUUUGUGACUCUCGAUUUUUUCCAGUCUCGUGUGCUGAUGGUGUAUCGUAUGUAAAUAUGGAAUGUGCCCUAAUGAACAAGGCUAAAGACUGUACUCACUGGACUAUAGAAUCAGAAUGUAAGGAUUUGGUUUUGAAUAUUUCAUGUAAAUAUUACCAUGUACCACCAGUGUUUGUAGAAUUACGAUUGUGCGAUGUUCGCAGAUCUCUCGAUAUAAUAUCAACGUGCAGAAAGAAAAAGAAUGAAUUGACCAGACUGUGUGAAAAGUAUUUCAGUUUAGUAUACGGAGAGAAUGGUAGGGUCUACAGAAACUAUUUUUGUUAUAGAUGUAAUAUCGACGAUGUAGCUUUAGUUCUCAGUCAAUCAGUGAAUCCUUUUAUAAGUUUGACCGAUUUUUCUGAUACAUUCAAUAAAGCUGUAACCCCAUGUGACGGUGAAACAGCUUGGAUGGACAUGUAUGCAAAUAAGUGCAGACCAGUAAAAUGUUACAGCGAGAAAGUCUUGGAAAAUGGAUAUUGUUUGAGUAACAACAGAACAGCUCUUGGUAAUAAAUACCAACUUUUAGUCCAGUUGAAUAUGACAACACGCCAUCCAAUACCUAUUAUUAGACAGAUGAUUGGUCAUAUGAUGUAUACGACAUCAGAAAACAUGUGUUCCUCAGAUUAUGAUAUUGCAGAAUCAGUCCAGAUAUCGGAAUCUACCCAUUCUUUACUGUAUCUUCACAUAUGGCUAGAAAUAAAUCAAGACAUUCUAAUAGAUGAUAUAGAAGAAACACUUGCAAAUUUAAAUAGUGGAACAUUUUGGAGAUUUUCUUAUUUGCAUGUGUCUUUCAAAGUGAUUCUCCAUAAACUUCAGUAUUCCGAAAAAACAGAUAAAUACCUUAGACCGGAUCAAAAUACUGGUUUAUGUUGUAAAGAAGAAGUAAAGUUGCAGGUUUACAAUAAAUUAGAAUAUGAACCAGUAUCCAAUCAACUGUGGUGUUCGUAUAUAAAAUUUGACCAAUCAGAAUUUAUUGUUCAAGGAGAUGCUGUCGUCCCCCAUUUAAAUUUAACUCUCAGUCUAAAAAAUGGCGAGUUUUCGAUAUUCAAAAAUAAACUGUCGGUAUGUUUCGAGUUGUUUCUCUUGAAAACAAAUCUGUCACGAACCAAUGGAACGUAUUACGUUUCUAAUGAAACUGGUAGUUUUGAUGUAAUAUUAUGGUAUGUAACUAUUGUAUGUAUUUCACUCUCUAUGUUCUCACUCGUACUUGUUAUUAUUACUUAUCUUGUAUUUGGCGAAAUGAGAUCACAACCAGGAAUAAACAAUCUGAUCCUUUGCUGCAACCUUUUCCUAGCACAGCUCAUAUUAAUGGUUGGAUUUGAUAAAACUAAUCAAGUAACAUUAUGUAAAGCUAUAGGCAUAACUACUCAUUUCUUGUGGCUAAGUAUGCUGUUUUGGAUGAAUAUCUGUUCUUAUCAUAUGCUCAAAGUUUUUGUUUUUAGUAAAUUUGUCAUUCACUCAUCAAACGGAAUUGCCAAACAAAGUAUAAUCUAUUCUAUAUAUGGUUAUGGUACACCGAUUCUGAUAAUUAUAACAACUAUUGUAGCUAACGUUAUACCCACGUCUGGUCACAAUGUGGGAUAUGGCGGUAAUAUUUGUUAUUUAUCAAGUAAAGUAUUAGUUCUGUUUUCAUUUGUCAUUCCUUUAUGUUUUGUUAUUUUGAGUAAUGUUAUUUCCUUUAUUUGGACUGUUAUUUCCAUUCAACGUGUGAAGCAAGUUGGUAAGCAAACCGGCGAAAGAAACAAUGUGUAUAUAUAUCUUAAACUAUCAGUAGUUACGGGGGUGUUUUGGACUAUAUCUUUAUUGUCGAACUUUGUUAAUGCUAUUGUUUUAGACUAUAUAUCUGUCAUUUUGAAUGGGUCGCAGGGGGUCUUUUUACUCUGGUCGUUUGUUUUAAAUAGAUCAGUGUGGAACAAAUGGAAAAAGAAAUGUGGAAAAUCUGUACCAGCCGAUUCAUUCACCAAGAUUACAUUAAAAAACACAACAACUUCAGAAAUUUAA
This is a messenger RNA of Lottia gigantea (owl limpet), 2412 nucleotides long. RefSeq lists its product as hypothetical. Gene Ontology annotation, cellular component: membrane. The record is from RefSeq and is a predicted model, not a curated record. Gene Ontology annotation, molecular function: G protein-coupled receptor activity. Gene Ontology annotation, biological process: G protein-coupled receptor signaling pathway; cell surface receptor signaling pathway. The coding region runs from base 1 to 2412 and encodes 803 amino acids. Lineage: Eukaryota; Metazoa; Mollusca; Gastropoda; Lottiidae. The transcript is spliced from 2 exons.